AUGACACAAGAGAAUGUUCUUCUUGUUGACAUUGUAUCUCUUAGUGUAAGUCAACCCAGUAUGGAGAAAGAGCUGAGCUCCCACUAUCUCUACAAACUCAUGAUGUUGGACUACAGAGCCAGGUACAUGUUUAUAAAACAAGACAAACACAGCCUGGAUUCAGAGCAAGAUGGAGCAACAUUUGACAAUGAUGACUUUUUUGAUUUUGAAGACAAAACACAGCUGAAUGUGAACAGCAAACAGGCACACAUUCAUCCAAUGGAUGUUCACAUGGCAGUUUUCCAUUGUGCCGAUGACUUUUUGCGACAGUACAUUUUCAGAAAACUCUCCACUUGCCAAUUUGCCAUUCCCUUCUUAGUACCCGAUCCAUGUACAGAGGAGGUUGAAUUCCCCUUCUGGGUCCUGAGGCACAUCAGUAAAUCAUGGCAAAGCAAAACAAAUUCUACAGCUGACAAACCUGGAAAGUACAAGAGCAGAAAAAUAUCCAGUACACCAGUGCCAGUCGUUUCCUUUGUAAGACUAGGCAUGUCCAAUUCCAACUCCAAGUCCGAGAUAUUGAAUGGUGUCAUUAGCAAACAGAGGCACAGUGUUUUUUUCAACCGCCAUUGCAAGGGUAGCACUCCAGACAGCUUGCUCAUGAAGGGAGUUGUGGAGAUUGCAUGGUACUGUCCUGGGGGUAAGGAAGAUGACAUAUUUGAUGACUGUGUGGCCUUUCUGAACCUUCGUGGUAAUGCAGCAGAGCAUCCAAAACAACUUGAGUUUAUUCAGGCAGUAAGUACUGUCAAUGUGCUUCUACUUUCAGAGCAUCUGCUGAGUGAAGCCGAAAAAAGGAUUUCCCAGAAACUCUCCACAUCUACUGUCCCCUUGAUAUGCUUGUUCUCAGGGAAGAAGCACAUUCAGCAGUCAAAAAAUCCAACAAAACUCAGACUAGCUGCAAAAAACAGGAAUCACGCUGAGCUUACGGAAGAACUGAUUUCAAAUAUCAAACAGUGUAUUGGUGAAAAUAAACAGACAAAAAGCAUUGACAUGUGCUACCAAGUUGCCGUUCAGCAACAGUUCAAAGUGAAUGACAUUCAGAAAGCAUGUCAAGAAGGUUAUGAACUGGCUCAGACCUUAAUUAGUCUUUUGGCAAAGGAAAACCCAUCCACUCUGAAGGAGAAGCUUUUGCCAUUGCAAGGUGAAUUGUGGCAUGAAUGGUGUAGGAAAAACAAAGAGCAGUUUCGCCUCCAAUUCAAAGAAAGGGAAAGCAUUGAACAGCAACUAAGUGAAAUCACAGCUACGAAGGACAUAAUCAGACAUGAGCAAAAAAAAAAGGCCACUCCUCUUAAUGAAUUUGUAAGAUCAUUCCUGGAGUGCUUAACUGCACCCAGUAAUUCCAAAGACACAAAACUGUCCAUGAUGCAGUGGCUCGCUGUUUUCCUGGAGGAUCUUACCACUGAUGUAUUUGCCGAGCUUGAAGAGGACUAUCACUCAACCUGGAGAAAAAUGAGAGAAAUACCAGUGAGUACAGUAAAAGCAUCACAUGUCAGUGAAAUGCAAUCAAAACUCAACAGCAUAUCAGACAAAAUGGCCACUACAACAAUUGGCCUUCAGCAUCUUAUGAGAGAGGUCGGUCAACUAUAUGAGACCAUUCAAACAACGACAAAAGCAGGAAUUCGAACCAGUGAAUCUGCCAGAACUAAGCUGCCUAAAAUAGGGGCAGAUAUGCUGAUUUAUGGUUGUCCACUUGAAUUAAUGGAUGGAGAUGCUGCCCAUGUGCCUUUAACAUGGAUUGAAGCUGUUAUUGGUGAACUUGUUAAAGCUCUUGGAGACAAAAAGUUAUUUGUUCUGUCCAUCCUAGGGCUUCAAAGCUCUGGGAAAUCCACACUACUGAACACAAUGUUUGGUGUUCAAUUUUCAGUGAGUGUAGGAAGGUGCACUCGUGGAGCCUUCAUGCAGCUGAUACCGGUGGAGUCCAGCAUCAGAAAUAAACUUGGAUAUGACUUUAUCCUCAUUGUGGACACAGAGGGACUCCGAUCACCGGAGCUCAGUGCAAAGCGAUCAGUAAGCCAUGACAAUGAGCUUGCCACAUUCAUCAUUGGAAUUGGUGACUUAACUGUCAUUAAUAUUAUGGGGGAAAACCCAGCCGAGAUGCAUGACAUCCUUCAGAUUUGUGUGCAGGCUUUUUUGCGGAUGAAACUUGUUAAAAUUGCACCAAGUUGCGUUUUUGUACAUCAGAAUGUUGCUGAUGCAUCUGCUGGAGAAAUGGCAAUGGAAGGGAGAAGACGUCUUCAGCAGAAACUGGAUGAUAUGGCUACCAUAGCAGCAAGGGACGAAAAUAUUGAAGGAAUUAAUGGGUUCAGUGAUGUAAUACAGUUUGACAUUGAAACCCAAGUGUUCUAUUUCAAGAACCUUCUGGAGGGGGAUCCUCCCAUGGCCCCACCAAACCCAUCCUACAGUCAGAAUGUGCAAGAGCUAAAGACCAAACUGCUAACAAUUGCAGAGUGGAAUACAGAGUGCAAAUUUUCAUCAUUUUCAGAAUUCAAAUUACGGGUUCAUGAUCUGUGGACAGCACUUUUACAGGAGAACUUUGUUUUCAGUUUCAGAAACACAAUUGAAAUGAUGGUGUACAGUUAUCUGGAAGAAAAAUAUGCAGCAUGGUCAUGGAAACUGAGAGAACAUGCUCUGGAGAUUCAAACCAAGUUGUGCAACCAAAUCGGGAGUGAUUUGAUUAAGGAGGUAAAUGUAGUAGAUCUGACAGAAAAUUUUGACAAAGUCUACAAUCCACUGCAAUGUGAGAUAGAGAAGUAUUUCAAAGAAGACAGAAAUAAAGAGAUUCUAGUAAUGUGGAGGGUGAACAUUGACAAACGUUUCAUGAACCUAAAGAAUGAACUCAUUGAUGAGACAAGAAAGAAAUGUAAAGAACAAUUUACUUCCAAGAAAAACAGAUCAGCGCUAGACCAGAAGAAAACUGAAUAUACAGCUGAGUUAACCAAGCAGAGCAAAAAUCUAGCAUCCAAUCUAAAACAACAGCGCCUUGAUGAAAGGGAAAUCACGAAAGAAUUUGGCAAACUGUGGGAUCACUGGACAGCUGAAGUGGCCAAAUGUUUUAUUGAGAAGGUGAGAACAUUCAAGAUGGAUUUUGAUAUAAUAAUUCAACAAAUGAGUCACUCUGUUCAAAAAUAUGUCACCAAAAAAGAAAACAACAAGGAGGAUUUUAAUGACAGCUUCAUUUAUGGGAUAUUGGCAACGAUUGAGAAGACCAUUGCUGAAUUUGAGUCCAAAAAUAAUCUCAUACGGUUCACAUAUGAAUUCAAAGUGGACCUUUCUAUUCAUCUUUGCCUGAAAUAUGUCUCAAGGUUUCAGAGGAUGCAGAAAGACUUUAAGAGAGCAAACCAUCCACUGACAUAUCUGGAAAGCCAAAGAGAAAACUAUUUUCAAGCAUUCAGAAAUUAUUGCAAAGGAGCAAAUUCUGUCACAAUAUUUGUUGAUUUUCUCUGUGAACACAUCAAGCCAAAAGUUCUGGCUGCAGUGAAUGAUAAAACCACUCAGCACAUUGCAGGGGAAAUGAAGCACAAGAAUCCAGCUUUCAACAGCAAUAGAUCAAAUCUUGAGAAUCAUAUACUGAAACAUUUGGCAACUGAGGAGGACUUCAGCUCAUUUCAGGAAUACAUUGACUUUCCAGAGAGAUACUUUGAAAGGUUUAUCCAAGAAAAGGUAGAUGACUUUUGCCGUGAUACCAAAAAACUGCAUCUGAUUAACCAGGAAAAGCUUGAAACUCUCAAAAAUGAGAUUUUAACUGCAAGCACAGCAGCAACUACAGAAGUAGAAGAUAAGAAAGGAGAUGCAUCCAUGUGGCUUGAUGGCUUCUGUGAAGCAGCAGGGGAGCACAUGGUAAUAAACAGAAAUGAACUGCGUGACAUUGAAAAUGAAGUCAUUGAAGACUGGCAGUUUGUCAAAGAUAUGAUGGCAAAGGUUUUGGAUGAGAUGCUGAACGAUAAAAUGGUGAUUGAUGUGGGAACUUUAAGAGAAAAACCCACCAAAUAUCUUUUUCAGCAGCUCCAGGGGUGUUGGGCACAAUGUCCUUUCUGCAAAGCCAUCUGCACAAACACCAUCCCUGACCAUCAUGAAGAACACAUGGUGCAGUUCCAUCGAUGUGAUGCUCUUGCUGGCUGGCACUUCAGAGGCACAGAUAUUUUUUCAAUCAAUUUCUGCACCACAGCAGUCAGCAGCGAUGGAGAAUUCAUACCAAAUCAUGACAAUGAUAAGGCAGUCCCCUACAAGAAAUACAGAGAAGCUGGAGAGCCUUACAGUAGAUGGAACAUUACUCCCGAUGGCAGUGUGCAGCACUACUGGAAAUGGUUCAUCUGUCGAUUUCAGAAACAAUUACAGGAUAAAUAUGAAUAUCAAUUUGUUGGUAAAGGUGAAAUCCCAGUUGAAUGGAAAAAAAUCACAAAACAAUCUGCUUUGGAACAAUUAAAAUAACUGAGAAUGAGCACACAUGCUCAUGAUGAGCGCAUUAAAAUUUAUGCAAUGGAGAUUCUAAAGUGAAUGUUUUUAUUCGAAUAAUCUGCUAAUGUAACUGUUCCACUAGAGGUGAAAGAAGGAGAGGGAGUAUGAGAAGUCAUGUUUAAAUUUGUUUAUAAAAUGAGAUUAAGCCAUGAAAAGCUAAAGAAAUGAUCUAAAACAUAUUUUGAAACACAUCAGCUUUCAUUACAUUGUAAUUAAAUAAAAAUUUGUUUGAAAACAUAAAACCCAGAAAGAACAAUGAUCUGACAGCUAGCCUAACCUAACAGCAGCUGUCAGGUUCUGUGUUUUUCUUUAUCUGUUUUUGUCAAAGUUUUCUUAGCAUCUUCAUUCCUUGUUACCCUCUGUGCUCACCGUAGUUUGUCAGUUAUUUC
Molecule: messenger RNA, 4880 nt
Organism: Conger conger (European conger)
Lineage: Eukaryota; Metazoa; Chordata; Actinopteri; Anguilliformes; Congridae
Product: interferon-induced very large GTPase 1-like
Exons: 2
Coding region: 1-4464 (1487 amino acids)
Molecular function (GO): GTP binding
Source: RefSeq, a predicted model, not a curated record